ACAACUCUACCUAUGACUACUUUAAGCUCUUCCAAUAUGGAAACCACACAAAUUACAACUAAAGGAUCAACAUUGGACAAGCAAUCAGCAGAAGCGAUAACAACAACAUCAGCACGAACAUCCAUCCACUCCAACAAACUAAUGACUUCUUUAAGCUCUCCCAAGAUGGAAACCAUACAAAUUACAACUAAAAGAUCAGCAUUUGACAAGGGACCAGACGGAGGGAUGUCACUGAAUAUCUUUUCAUCGAACGCCCCUUUUUGGUAUCGGUUUAGCCUUUAUGCAGUUUUGGGAUGCGUGUCUGUGGUAAUAAUAGGCUUACUGAGUAUCUGUUGCAAAACCUGUUGGGCUGCCUUGGCGAAACGUGGUGAUGAUGAUGAUGAUGAAGAAGAACGAAAGAAAUACAAAGAAUACAACAACAGAAGGUUUAGGGCGCCACGAGUUAAACCUUUACGAGUGAUGACGAUGCAAAACAUCUGAUGCAUAUAUACUCGUAUAUACUGUUUUUAAAAGGACGAUGGAUAGAACAAUUUUAUGAAAG
Saccostrea cuccullata (small rock oyster) is the source of this 541-nucleotide messenger RNA. RefSeq lists its product as uncharacterized. Bases 13 to 480 code for a protein of 155 amino acids. The record is from RefSeq and is a predicted model, not a curated record. Lineage: Eukaryota; Metazoa; Mollusca; Bivalvia; Ostreida; Ostreidae. The transcript has 2 exons.